This is a messenger RNA of Drosophila takahashii, 478 nucleotides long. RefSeq names its product female-specific independent of transformer (gene fit). The record is from RefSeq and is a predicted model, not a curated record. Lineage: Eukaryota; Metazoa; Arthropoda; Insecta; Diptera; Drosophilidae.
UUUCCACAGUUUAGCAACAGUGGUUGAAAUGAAUACUACCCUGGCGAUUCUAAUCAUCUCUGCCCUGGCUUUGGUCCAGGCGAGUACUUUUCCCGGAUCUGAUGAGGAUUACUCGGCAUGGCCGGCUGCAACUUUAGCGGAGUCUCCCCAUCCGCACUCCUCCAAUUGGCCCUGCGAUGUGGGUCAUUUCCCCGCGGCAUACGCUCUGAUGCACAAGGUGGAUAAGCGAUUGGAGCGUAUUGACAACGAGGACACCAAGAAGCGGAUUGAGGACUUUGCGGUGGAUCAGUUGAGGCGAUGCACCUCGAAUGGACAGAUGGACGAGCAUUGCGUGAAGCGUUCAAUUGGCUUUACCAUGUCAUUUAUUCACCACCAGAAAACGCAGGCGAAUCGGUUGUAAGAAAUACUGUAAUUUGGCAAAAUCAAUUGCGGGCAUUAACUGAAAAUAAAUAAAAUGUAUUUUAUUUUAUCAAUUUUA